Hypanus sabinus (Atlantic stingray) is the source of this 3880-nucleotide messenger RNA. RefSeq names its product sphingomyelin synthase 1b (gene sgms1b). The transcript has 11 exons. Gene Ontology annotation, molecular function: sphingomyelin synthase activity; ceramide cholinephosphotransferase activity; protein binding. Lineage: Eukaryota; Metazoa; Chordata; Chondrichthyes; Myliobatiformes; Dasyatidae. The coding region runs from base 1245 to 2495 and encodes 416 amino acids. Gene Ontology annotation, cellular component: Golgi membrane; endoplasmic reticulum membrane. The record is from RefSeq and is a predicted model, not a curated record. Gene Ontology annotation, biological process: sphingomyelin biosynthetic process; ceramide biosynthetic process.
CCGCCUAGAGGGAGAAACAGCUGUUGCACGUGUAAAUAUUGCUCCCUCUCCAGACCUCGAUUAAGGCGCCAUCUGUGUCCAGACUUGGAGAGCAACUGACGUGUGCGCGUCGUCCAUCUGAGAAACAACCCCUCCAACUCAGCGUGUCGGCGGCAGGUAAAUCGGCAAGGAUGUUAACUUCUGGACACGCGAGUCAAUGUUCUUAGAUUUGGUUCCGAUCUAUUUGAUAGUUUGACAAAAUAGAGGAAAUUUCCUUCCAAUGAAGGAAAUGGUUUAACGAGAGCGAACCAGAAUACCCGAGGGAUUUCUUCUGAAUGCUGAAAAGUGGCAGGGAUCACUUAGGAUUUGGUUUGAGGUCCUAAUCUUCAAACACUUUUCCUUAGUCUGCAUGGGCAGGAAACAGGAGGACUUGGAAGGAAUGUGUGUCAUCAUGGAGAAUGUGCAAGCUCCACAUAAACAGUCCUGUGUAGAUGUUUGACCGCUGAGGAGCAUAUCGCUGGUUUCUCUACCUACUGCUACCCUAAGAUCAGCUGCUGUCCUGAUUCACCCAUCUGUUCUUCAGAGAAGACAAAAGAGUGUCACUUAGUGGUUCAGAUGGGGGCAGACAGCUUCACUCCCAGUGCAACAUGAUUCAGCCCCAGAAGCAGAUCCAUCUACUGGCAAUCCUUUACCAAAUGGCAAGACAGACUCCCUGAAAUCAUCACACCUAUUGACCCACCACUUUCCUUGUUCUCUGGCACGCCAUCAUUUAACCAGUGUUGGCUAGCACAAAUUCAAAGGAAGUACUGAGAUACGGAGUACACGAGAACCUUUUUGUGCUUUUGGUGGAAUUCAGCUAUACAAUCAUACGUUACUCAGCUUCCAUUUUUGUCUCAGUUGCAGCAGGUUUGCCAUUUGCUGGAUUCAAGCUGCACUUCAAUAAAAGUUUAUCCAAAAGUACCAAAUUGUAACAGCAUACAUUCUUUUCAGGUUUACAUUUCACCUCACAGAGUAAAGAUUAUUGCAUCUGAAAAUGAAAGCAGUUUGAGGAUCUGCUAGCUGAGAGAAAUCUUGAAACCAAAUCACCAGAUAAGCUUUAUGUGCCAAACAAGAUUCUGGAAAGAGAUUUCUGUUAAAUUGUUGGAGACAAUGAACAAGCUGUGGGAAGAACUGUUUUUUUUAAACCUGGGAAUGGUAAUAAAAUUCUUUUUGAAGAUGCUGCUGCCAGUUAGUCAUUUUUAGUUCAUCUGAUCUUUGUUACUGAAAUGAAGGAGGUGGUGGAAUGGUCAUCCAAAGAUGUGCUAGACUGGCUGACAGAGCAUGGCAUGCAAGAGUAUACUGAUGCAUUUCAAAAUAAGCUUGAUGGCCCAGGCUUAUUAAAACUGUCUAAGGAGGAUUUCUAUAGGCCACCUUUGUCACUUGUUGCUUCAGACAAUGGCCAACAACUGCUGGAAAAAAUAGAAACACUAAAGAUGGAGCAUCAUAUAGAAGUGCACAAGAAUGGUCAUGCCAAUGGUCACCUUAACAUGAGUUCCCUGAAUGCCGACAGCACGAAUGAUAUGCAUAAUAAAACCAAAAGAACUGGAUUGGCAAAUGGUUACAGAAAAGAAAUGGUUCAAAUCUCUAUGCCAGAACAAGAGUGGCUUCCAUCCUCUCUGGAAUGGUGGAAGACUGGUGUGGCUUUCCUUUAUGCACUUUCCUGUUUUCUACUUACAACAGUGAUGAUCUCAGUUGUCCAUGAACGUGUGCCUCCCAAGGAGGAACAGCCACCUCUACCAGACAAAUUUUUUGACUAUUUUGACAGGGUGGAGUGGGCCUUCUCCAUCUGUGAGAUUAAUGGCAUGAUACUUGUAGGAUUAUGGCUGGUUCAGUGGGUGCUAAUGGAAUACAAAUCCAUUGUGGGGAGGAGAUUCUUCUUCAUAGUUGGCACCCUGUAUUUGUACAGAUGUAUUACAAUGUAUGUGACAACACUCCCAGUGCCUGGCAUGCACUUCAACUGUUCUCCAAAGCUGUUUGGGGAUGUCGAAGCACAGUUUAGGAGAAUUAUGAAGAUGAUAGCUGGAGGUGGGCUGUCAAUCACAGGAGCGCACACCAUGUGUGGAGACUACCUGUACAGUGGGCACACUGUUAUGUUAACACUCACCUACUUAUUUAUCAAAGAAUAUUCUCCAAAAGAUUGGUGGUGGUAUCACUGGUCCUGCUGGGUUCUCAGUAUUGUUGGGAUUUUCUGUAUUCUUCUGGCACAUGAUCACUAUACCGUGGAUGUAGUGGUGGCAUAUUAUAUCACUACACGUCUUUUUUGGUGGUACCAUACCAUGGCUACACAGCAAGUAUUAAAGGAAGCCUCCAAGACUAAUUUUCUAUCCCAAGUGUGGUGGUAUAAAUUCUUUCGGUUUUUGGAAAGCAACGUUCAAGGCAUUGUACCUCUUACAUACCAUUUGCCAAUUUCCUGGCCAUCCAUUUCACAGUUCUUUGGGAAAAAAAUUAAAUACAGCAGAUUAGUGACUGAUACAUAACACUAGCUAACUUAGAGGACUGUGCAAAGUGCUGAAAAAUCCCUUGGAGCUGAUGCCAUUUUGAACUUCCUGCUAAUUCAUGUAUUGCAGCGUUUUUACUAAAGUGUUAACAAUUUAACUGGUCAGCACUGUGAUCUUUCCAAAGGACUAUAGAACAAAAGCAGUUGACAUGCACUAUAUAAUCUUUUGUUAAUUGUCAAUUUGUCUUCGAUAUUUGCCAUAAACGCAAUCACAUUCAGUUGUGUUUGAUAUUAACUGCAUCAGUGGCAAUUGUCCUGUCUGCUUGUGUUUUAUUUAGCCUGUUUGCAAAGGUGUCUGGGAAAAAUUGUAUUUUUUCAAUCAAAUUUAUCUUCUUAAUAAUUCAUGCCCCAAAGACUGGGCUUAAAGCCAUUCUGUUGAAACUCUUUAGCUAUAUAAGCAAAAUAGUUGGUAAAUAACAUGACUGGGUUCUGUAUGUAUUUUAGAACCAGUGUGGCAAAAGAAACUUUAAGUGCAAAAACAUUUUAUAAAAAUCAUUCUUGUUAUGUUAAAUGAAUGUGGCAGUGCAAAAAAAAAAUCAAAUCUUCACUGGAAUUUUCAACUACUAAGAUGAAGUCUGCAUAGAACACUCAUAGCAAGAAUGAAAUCAUCACCGGGUGGAGGUUUUGACUGAUAGUUUUCUAGUGCCUUUUCUUGUCCUGAUUGUAUGGUCAGUAGGUGGUCUCAGAUAUAGUAUAUGAAAAUUCAAAAUCCUAUAUGUAUGUUACCUUGAGUAUUGAGUUAAUAAUUAACUGUUGCAGAAUUGCAAAAUGUAAGCUCAACAAUGAGCAUUCAAUUUUGUAGUUAUUAUUUCUUUGAUCCAUAUCUUGAAUACUUUGAGAUAUUGGGUGCAAAAUUAAAGAUGGUUAUAUUCAAUUCACUAACUGUGGGCAUGUCCUGUUAGCUAUAUUACUGUACAAGUAAAUUAUUUUAUUAUAUAAAUGGGAAGUAUGACAGCAAAUCCGUUGGUUUUUGACUUCCUUUUUAUAGAUUUUGCAUUUUUCUUAAAUAUCAAGUCAUAACAUGAAGGUGAAAUAAAUGUGUGCAGAGGUUAAUGUACUAGCAAAGUAUCUAUGCUCCUCUGACUUGUUGGUAAAAGCAGCUGCAGAGAUGCUCUAUUUCUAUAAAUUUUAUUAUAUUUGUGCAAAUAAUGCAUGUAGUCUUUAAAUCUCACCCAAAUCAAAAGUCGUGAAAAUGAAGUCUAUACUUGCCAAUGUGGGAAAUAGUUUUUUAUUGCAAAAUAUGAUCUCCAUUCUGUAUUUUAUGUGAAAGGAAAUUCUUUUCUGUAGUUUUGUGAAUACACAAGGUGAUAUUUGUAUUGUAAAACAAUUAUGAAGGAUGAAUAAUAAAAAAACUUUAAAUGUAAA